Molecule: messenger RNA, 4478 nt
Organism: Conger conger (European conger)
Lineage: Eukaryota; Metazoa; Chordata; Actinopteri; Anguilliformes; Congridae
Product: WD repeat-containing protein 37-like
Exons: 14
Coding region: 231-1733 (500 amino acids)
Cellular component (GO): preribosome, large subunit precursor
Molecular function (GO): protein binding
Source: RefSeq, a predicted model, not a curated record
AGCUACAAAGUGGGCAUGUCAUUUUGACAGCGGCGUUAAGAAACGUCAACACCAAUCCAGACAAAAACUGGAAACGUUUUUUUUUCUUCUGUCAUUUCUUCUGGAAAAUGGUCACUGGACAGAUUCGCCUUUCUUGUUACAUUUCAGCGAUUCGCAGAAGACACUCGCGCAGCUAAGCGGUCUAAAUUGUUUUAGACGGAAAGUGCGGGGGAGGACGCAAGAGAAGAGCAAUGCCUGUGGAAAGUGGAAGCAGUGCGGCCCGGCAGGCCAAGCAGAAACGCAAGUCACACAGCCUCUCGAUCCGCCGGACCAACAGCACGGAGCAGGACCGCGCGGGACUGCAGAGAGACCUGCUGGAGGGACAGGACUCCAAACUGCCCCUGUCUCUCCGCAACACCCUCCUGGACCUGUUCGGCCAGAUCGAGAGGGAGUUUGAGAAUCUCUACAUCGAGAAUAUCGAGUUGCGUAGGGAGAUUGAGACGCUGAACGAGCGUCUGGCGGGAGAAGGCCAGACCAUCGAUGGAGGAGACCUGACCAAGGGAGCCCUGAAGGCAAAAGCGAGCCAUAGCACAAGUCAGCUCUCUCAAAAACUGAAGACGACAUACAAGGCUUCCACAAGCAAGAUCGUCUCCAGCUUCAAGGCCACCACGUCCCGGGCCGUGUGCCAGCUGGUGAAGGAGUACGCUGGGCACCGCGACGGCAUCUGGGACCUGAGCAUCACCCGCAUCCAGCCUGUCAUCCUGGGGGACCGCCUCGGCCGCUGUGGUAAUGUUUCCGCAGACCACAGCGCCAUGCUCUGGAGCAUCGAGACUGGGAGGUGCCUGCUCAAGUACAUGGGCCACGCGGGAUCAGUCAACUCGAUCAAGUUCCACCCAACUGAACAGAUGGUGCUGACAGCGUCGGGGGACCAGACGGCCCACAUCUGGAGGUACAUGGUGCAGCUCCCUGCCCCUCAGCCGGUGACGGACAUCAACGCUCCGUGCGAGGAGGACGUGGAGUUCUCGGAUAAGGAUGAAGUGGAGGGGGAGGGGGAGGGCCCCAGCGAGUGCCCCACCCUCAGGGUGGCCUGCACUACCCUGAAGAGCCACCAGGGGGUGGUGAUCGCCGCGGACUGGCUGGUGGGCGGCAAGCAGGUGGUCACGGCCUCCUGGGACCGAGCCGCCAACCUGUAUGAUGUGGAGACGUCCGAGCUGGUGCACACGCUGACAGGUCAUGACCAGGAGCUGACGCACUGCUGCACCCACCCGACUCAGAGGCUGGUGGUGACGUCAUCACGAGACACCACCUUCCGCCUGUGGGACUUCAGAGACCCCUCCAUACACUCCGUCAACGUCUUCCAGGGCCACACCGACACGGUGACCUCAGCAGUGUUCACGGUGGGUGAUAACGUGGUCUCCGGGAGCGACGACCGCACGGUCAAGGUGUGGGACCUGAAGAACAUGAGGUCUCCCAUAGCAACCAUCCGCACUGACUCCGCUGUCAACAGAAUCAGCGUCUCUGUGAACCAAAGAAUCAUCGCUCUUCCCCAUGACAACCGGCAGGUGCGUCUGUUUGACAUGGCGGGAGUACGACUGGCUCGCCUCCCACGGAGCAACAGACAGGGGCACCGGCGCAUGGUGUGCUGCACGGCGUGGAGUGAGGAGAACCCCGCCUGUAACCUGUUCAGCUGCGGGUUCGACCGGCAGGCCAUCGGCUGGAACAUCAACAUCCCCGCCCUCCUGCAGGAGAAGUGACCGCCCGGCUGUGAUGUUUUAAACGCUGAGAACAUACACCCUGACCCCCCGCCCCAUACCCCCGCUGUGACACUGCACUGAUUUAAACUAGAACACCCCUCCCCACACACCCCACCCCCUCCCACACAUUUCUGUUAAGCACUGCUAACAGAAGAUCACGCUGAAGCCACCUGAUGUGAAAGCUAAGCUUUUAUAAAAAAGGAAAAAAAAGCUGUUGUUCUUGUUGUUGUUGUUGUUGUUGAGUUAAACAGAGGUCUUGUACACCGUGACUUAUGAUGACGGUGAUGAGGUAGAGGAUGCUGGGUAGUUCUGUGGAGAGGAGGCGCGCAGUGCUGGAAUAUCAGAAUAGCGCUCAUAUCUGCUGUAGCCUCCAGCUUGUGUAGUCGUGUAGGACUGAGCCACACAAAACCAGCAGCUCAUUCGCCAUCACUAGGCUAUGGGCGGAGCCAGGGUCCUGACGGGCCAAUAGUGGGGUCACAGUGCGCUAGCUAGCAGCCUGCUCCUGUGUGUGUGUGUGUGUGUGUACCUCUAGGACCUGACAGCGUUACACAUACACUGCAAAACACGUGACCGUCUUAACAAGCAUUUUAGUCUUUUAAUAAGACUUUUUUUUCCCCCCAAAUAGAAAAGAUUAGCUUGUUCGCUAAUUAGUGUUAGGUAAUGUUUGCUUGACAAGUGCAUUAUUAUAAUUUUUUUUUUUCAUUGGUAAAUUUUUUAAUGAGUCAAACUGUCUUACUUCAUUGGCAAUAUUUUCACCUUGUUUAGCAAAAAAGUAAUUAAAAAAAGAAGAAAAAAAAUGAUUUUAUCCGGUCACUUCUGAAACGUCUCAUUCGCUUUUCGGGGGAGGGGACACGCCCUACGUCGUUGUCUGCACCUCUCGGAAAAGGGUGCCGUUUGUGAUCCUUGCCGUUUUAGGAAUAGGGCAAUAACAGUACCACUCGUGUCCUUGUGUCAAGACGUGUGUGUGUGUGUGUGUUUCCGGUCCCUGAGGUCCGAGCUGUCGUGCCGUGAGGUUCUGUGUCCGUGGAAAACUCCACAGCAUCAUUAUAAUGCAAUAACUGUACCCCGCUUGCGUGUGUCCACCAUCUUGGAUUUAAUAUGCUUGACGAAUAAGAAAAAAAAAAAAAAACGAAACACUCAAGCAAUGCUGUAGUAUGUAUCUGUUGGGGGGGGGGCGGGGGUUCAGGUUGUGUGUUAACUUUUCCCCUUCAGCUGAAAAUUCAAACACCCCUCCGGUCUCAUCGACACUCCUGUGUCUCGGCCGUUCCUCCGGAGCCGGAGAGUCGCAGUAGAAGCCGUGACGGUAGCUGUCCGGUUCCGCCCGCGCUUCGUGUGCUUCUCUAGCGUGUUCUUUUUGGCGUGUUCUCGCGUGUGUGGCCGUUAAAUGUUCGGUUUUAGAUCAGUAUUUCGGCUGCGGGAAGACGCGCCUGCGGCAUAUACUCCAGCUGUUGUUACAAGCGCCUGUGCCGUGUUUGGGUCCGUAGCUCUGGUUACCACGGCGACAAUCCCCGUCGCAGUGGUAGAUGGGAAACGUAGUUUAAUAGAGCAGCAAAGUGUAUGUAAAUAGUCACCACUUAGGAGAAUCACCACUUAGGAGUAGAAAAAAAAGAAAAAAGAAAAAAAGGAAAACAGUCCUUUCUUUUGUCACGUGCUUUGGACCUCGUCGUCAAACCUUGAACUUUACCCAUUACUUUACCCUCCGCUGUUGAACAUAUGCAUGCAUGCCCUCGUCAGUCCUUAUUAAUAUAUUGCCGUAGAGGACCUAGAAUCUUCUGGAACUUUGUGAAAGUUCGGUCAGUGUGCCGUGACGAAAGGAGUAUCUUCAAAAGAAAGGACAGCCUAAAAAAAAAUAAAAAGGCCUGUUUGUGCUGCAGUGUUUGGGUGUCGGACAUUUAAUUUAGCGUAAUUUGCGAAGGUUUCGCGUUUGCCUAAGUUUCUGCAAGUAUUUUACAGUUCAUUAAUGGCGUUUUAUAUUGCAUUUUUAAAAAAUGUGCUUUUCUUAUUUUGCCCCCCCCCCUCCCCUUUUUUUAUUUUAUUUUGAGGGAUGUCUACCUUUUACAAAAUAUCUAGGAUGGAUUUAAGAUUUGCUGCCUAUCACUGCUUAUGUUUUAUGCUGUUACACCUGACUUUUUAAUGCUUAAUAUACAUGAACAAAAUCUUAUUUACAGUGGCAAGGCUUUUGAGUUUUUGGAUGUUCCCCCAGGUAGUGUGUGUGUGUGUGUGUGUUUGUGUGUGUACGUGUGUCUUAGACCAUAGAUACCUGCUGCCAAAUACUUAGCCGUCAAUCGAUCAAUCGGGCGAGUUGCGGCGAUCGUAAGUGGGAAUGACGUCUUUCUUUCGCUGCCUGUUCUCACCGCCCCGCUGCCUGUGUCUCUGAGCCAGAGUAGGAACCACUCACCACUACGUGUCCCUUAUAGCAGGUCUCUGUUGUCAAUAGUAUUCUGUGAGGACUCCCAUUUCAGUCGCAAGGUCCGCACAGAUGUCAAUAACCUUUUAAAUGAGCACAAAAUGGCCACCGUCAGCCGGUUGGCGCCUGUAUAUGCUGUCUGUCGUUGCGACUGUAGAUCAUUUUUUAGUGUGCUGGAUCUCCUGACGAGUAAUCUGAUGUUUAAAAAAAAAAAAAAAAGAUGCUUUCAAAUGAACCUCGUUCAUUUCUAUCUGUUUUGAAAACAACUGUAAGUUUUGUGUGGAGAUGACUAUCCAAAGGCUAUAAAAUCCAAUAAAAUGUUACUUAUGUUUAAUACA